Molecule: messenger RNA, 1622 nt
Organism: Lagenorhynchus albirostris (white-beaked dolphin)
Lineage: Eukaryota; Metazoa; Chordata; Mammalia; Artiodactyla; Delphinidae
Gene: PANK2
Product: pantothenate kinase 2
Exons: 7
Coding region: 81-1421 (446 amino acids)
Biological process (GO): coenzyme A biosynthetic process
Cellular component (GO): nucleus; cytosol
Molecular function (GO): ATP binding; pantothenate kinase activity
Source: RefSeq, a predicted model, not a curated record
UCUGGCUGGAUUGCCGCGGAGGAGGCGACGAGGGCACUGGUGUUGGGGGCUGGCUCGGUCGGCAGCGGUUCCUCCUGCGGAUGGGAGCGGGCCGGCUUGGCGCGCCCAUGGAGCGCCACUGGGGGGUCUCCGCCUCGUCGGUCCGGGAGCCGGCGCCCGGCGGCCCCGAUGGGCGGCGGCGGGAGCCACUGCGGCGCCGGGCGAACAGCGCGUCGGCACCCGCCGUCGGGGCCUCGGCUUCGGCGGAGGGCGUAAGGCGGGACCGGCCCGGCUCUUACAGCGGCGCUACGUCGGCCUCCCGUCAGCGCGUCGAAAGCCUCAGGAAGAAGCGGCCGCUUUUUCCUUGGUUUGGCUUGGAUAUUGGUGGGACCCUGGUCAAGCUGGUUUAUUUUGAACCCAAAGACAUCACUGCUGAAGAAGAAGAGGAAGAAGUGGAAAGUCUUAAAAGCAUUCGAAAGUACCUGACCUCCAAUGUGGCUUAUGGGUCCACGGGUAUUCGGGACGUGCACCUGGAGCUGAAGGAUCUGACUCUGUGUGGACGCAAAGGCAAUCUGCACUUUAUACGCUUUCCCACUCAUGACAUGCCUGCUUUUAUUCAAAUGGGCAGAGAUAAAAACUUCUCGAGUCUCCACACUGUCUUUUGUGCCACUGGAGGUGGAGCGUACAAAUUUGAGCAGGAUUUUCUCACAAUAGGUGAUCUUCAGCUUUGCAAACUUGAUGAACUAGAUUGCUUAAUAAAAGGAAUUUUAUACAUUGACUCAGUUGGAUUCAAUGGACGGUCACAGUGCUAUUACUUUGAAAACCCUGCUGAUUCCGAAAAAUGUCAGAAGUUACCAUUUGAUUUGAGAAAUCCAUACCCUCUGCUCCUGGUGAACAUUGGCUCUGGAGUUAGCAUCUUAGCAGUAUAUUCCAAAGAUAAUUAUAAGCGGGUCACAGGUACCAGUCUUGGAGGAGGAACUUUUUUUGGUCUUUGCUGUCUUCUUACUGGCUGUACCACAUUUGAAGAAGCUCUUGAAAUGGCAUCACGUGGAGAUAGCACCAAAGUGGAUAAACUAGUACGAGACAUUUAUGGAGGGGACUAUGAGAGGUUUGGACUGCCAGGCUGGGCUGUGGCUUCAAGCUUUGGAAACAUGAUGAGCAAGGAGAAGCGAGAAGCUGUGAGUAAAGAGGACCUUGCCAGAGCGACUUUGAUCACCAUCACCAACAACAUUGGCUCAAUAGCAAGAAUGUGUGCCCUUAAUGAAAACAUUAACCAGGUGGUAUUUGUUGGAAAUUUCUUGAGAAUUAAUACGAUCGCCAUGCGGCUUUUGGCAUAUGCUUUGGAUUAUUGGUCCAAGGGACAGUUGAAAGCACUUUUUUCGGAACAUGAGGGUUAUUUUGGAGCUGUUGGAGCACUCCUUGAGCUAUUGAAGAUCCCCUGAUUGUUAACCUGGGGAGGGGUUCCUGGAACCUUCCACAAUGGGAUUUGUGGACUUGUUUUUUUAAGAGACUUACUCAGUUUUAUGAUUGUGUACUACCUGAAUCAAAGCGAGAAAGGACAAAUGUAUUUUUCUAAGUCAUCAAGAUAAAUCUUAAUAACCAGUAAGGAAAGAUACAUAUUAAAAAAAAAAAAGUGGACCAUG